Molecule: messenger RNA, 979 nt
Organism: Fomitopsis serialis
Lineage: Eukaryota; Fungi; Basidiomycota; Agaricomycetes; Polyporales; Fomitopsidaceae
Exons: 7
Coding region: 131-850 (239 amino acids)
Source: RefSeq, a predicted model, not a curated record
UGGCGGCGCACUGGUGGCUGGCGCGCAACGCGCCUGUAGCUGCCUCUUUCGGAGCCCAUCAUCCGCAGGUGUACAGCCAGCGGCCGCUCGCGCACCAGCAAUGCUGCUAUCUACGACUUGAUUGCGAGAUAUGAUCAUAGACGGCGCGACUGCAGUGGAUCCGUUCAGCGACGAGCAGGCCUCUGUGGGGGACGUCGAACCUCCGGAGUAUGCCUCCCGAGCCGCCUCGUCCAUACGAUCAUCACGGCGAGUGCAUGUCGCAACUCAACCGCCGCGAUAUGUCCACAUCGAACGGCCGAACAAGCCCCUCACAUAUGAGUUCAUGUCCUGGAACAUGAAGUCUAUGCUGCUCGUUCCGCCGCGUUCAGUAGACCCUGGUCGUGGGGCACUCUACUUCAUCUCCGUCGCGCUCAACCUCAACCCCUUCGCCCCGUUGUCCUACGUGACGUCACUAUAUCGAGGCUCAGACGCAGAGGGGGAGUUUAUUGGCGAGUUCGAGUUGGGAAUUACCCAUAGCCGUGCCACCAUUUCAAUCGGGAAUCAUUCGACCCGUUUGAAGAACAUCCUAACAAGCGAUGCUCGCUUCCGCGAGCUCUUCACGUGGCGAUACGAGACUGUCGAACUUCGCUGGGACUGCCGUACCAAGCUUGAUGACGGGUCUCGAAUGUGCAUCUGCUCGGACGCAGCUUCCCAUCAGCUAGCGUCCUUCGUCCCACCACCUCUGGACGCGUCGCCGCCGCUCCCAAACGCGACGUUGACCGUGUUCCCAGAUGGGCACCGCCACCAGCUCUUCGACCAUAUCGUACUCUCGGCGCUGGUCGUCGAGCGCAAAAUGACUCUCACGGUCUGACCUCGGAAUCCAGCUAUGACUGGAUGCUUGUGGUAUAACUUAUUGCAGUCACUCCCUCUAUGAACCUAUACCUUGUAUUGGAUCCUCUGGCCGAACUGGAUGGCGGAUGCGCGGCCGAUUCACAGUCAA